Molecule: messenger RNA, 5916 nt
Organism: Melitaea cinxia (Glanville fritillary)
Lineage: Eukaryota; Metazoa; Arthropoda; Insecta; Lepidoptera; Nymphalidae
Gene: Als2
Product: alsin
Exons: 9
Coding region: 243-5030 (1595 amino acids)
Source: RefSeq, a predicted model, not a curated record
AGUAUCUUUGCCGAGUAUAGGAAGUUAAUGAGAAUCAAUUUUGCAUGAUAAAUAAAUCUACGGAUGUUUUGAAAAGAAUUUCCAAAUCAAUAAGUGUUUUGUAACUCAAGAACGAGGUCGUAAUCAGAAUAUGAUAGUGACUAAUUACAAAUAUGAGUUACUGUGAAUAAAUAAAUAAACACUUUAAUUGGUCAUAAUGAUCCGCCUAGUUUCAGUCGAAGAAAGAAGAAAGUGUUCUUAAAAUGAGUCAGCACAAGUUCUGGAGAGGUAUAACUACGUUAAACUUAACCUCUACGCAACAAGUACCUGAUAAGAUUGUAAAACUUUGUUCUUUGGGCACAGAUUUCAUUGUUCUUGGAAGUGACCAUGGCCUCUAUUAUUGCACAGUCAAGGAAGAUAACUUAAGCUUUAAAAAAGUAAGCGGUAUUUCAGCCAUAGACAUAUCUUAUCACAAUGAUAUUCUUUAUAUUAUUGAUGUACAUGGACGUCUUUUCAAAACAAGUACUAGUUUAAAAAACAAAGAAGAAAUAGUCGUAAAAGAGGACUCGAAGUGUUGCCCUCAUGGCUUUAAAAGUUCUAGCUGUAAGGUUAAGUUUAGAAAUGUAGUAACAAAUGAUUUUGGGCAACUAUUUAUCAGUAGCGAUGGACAUCUAUGGGGAUCAGGUGCUAUGCCUCAGAUAGCAUUAGAUACCGGCAGUAUAAAGAAAAUUCCAUUCUUUGAGGGGAGAACAGUUUAUAGUGCUUCUGUAGGCCAAGACUUUGCUGCUGUGAUAGUGAGAAAAAAUGUUAGACAGUCUGGUAACUGUGAUACGGAUAGCGAAAAUGAUGAUGAAGAAGUAUUUGCUUCUAAUUGCUCUCAGUGUCAAACAAUUAUAGGUUUAGCUUCACCGGCCUCAGUUCCUUCCUUGUCUGAAACUUGCCCUCUUGGAGUACAUAUAAGUAAGUCUAGUGAAGAUUCAAGUAGUACAACUGCGCCCCAGACCGAUGUCCAUGUCGAUGGUCAAAGUUUUACUGAAGACUCUAGUCCUUCAUCAGAAGAGUCUAAAGUUGCGAAGCCUGAUGCCAUACAUUAUGAAAAUAAUAAUUUAGAAGUAGAUAACGAAAUACAAGAAGAAAGUGAUAAUGUUGACAUUGAAAAUACUGAAAGUCCCCAUGCUAGUACGGAAAAAAUAAAUAAUAUAUUUAUCAAUACUGAUGCUGCAAGGCAAUUUUUAAGUAGACAAUUGUCUUGGGUAUCAGCUGGUGAAGAUUAUUUAGUAGAGUAUACUGAGAAACCAACAAGAAUAAUUAAAGAAAAUGUUUCUAACCUUACAAACUUUGUUUAUGAAGGUGUAAAAACAGUUGGAGACAAAGUAGCUACUUUAUCUAGACAUGUAAGUGGAAGUAGUGAUAACAAUGAAACUGUUGAACUCUUAAAUCGCAACUUCAAUGAAGAAGUUAACUCGCUCAUGUACAGUUGCAUAUCUAACAAGUUUGAAGAUCUUCAAUUUUCAACAAGCACAAUUAGUAGUGAAAAAGAAUUUGAAAUAGCGAGAAAAAAUGAGAAUCUCAAAAACAUGUCAAAACUUGGUAAAAACAUUUUAGGAACUGAGUUGUGGACUUGGGGAGACAUAUCACAUGGUCAAUUGGGUAUAGGUGAUACAGUGAAAAGAAUCAAACCAAUGAUAGUUAUGAGUUUAUCUGGUUUUGGUCUACAAAAGGUUUCGUGUGGUAAGUGGCAUUGUACCGCCUUAACGUUAGAUGGACGCCUUUUUAUGUGGGGAUACAAUCACUUUCAUCAAGUUAGCUUUGAGUCAAGAGAAGAUAAAAGCAGUCCGAAACAAUUCACUGAAAAUUCUGACAGUGAUCGAAUAAGAGACACGAUAGCUACUGAUAACCAUACUCUUGCUUACACACAGAACGAAAAUAUUUUCUACAUGGGAAAACAUCUCGAUGGAUUUACAGAGAGUGUUGUCAAUUUAAACCAGAAAAAUAUUGAGGUUAAUAAAGAGAAAGAUAAAAAUUCCCAAAUGAAUGUCAAUGAGUUGCAGAAUAUGGGCGUCAAACCUGAAAACUUAUGUUAUCAUUGGAGAGUAUUGUCUUCUGGUAACAUAAACUACUGUUCCGUGGAAGAAUCUGCAAUAUGUCCUGAAUUUCAGAAUUUAUCAAUUGCUCAAAGAUAUUUAGAAGAAAUGCUCUUAAUAUAUCAUUCACUAGUAAAGCCUUUCCUUAAGAAAAGCAAAUCAAUCACUGCACAUUCCAAUGUAUAUGAAACGGUUUGUGAUAUAUUUGGUGACAUAUUAAAUAUAACCGCUUUGAAUGUUCUAUCGACUUGGCAAUACGCUGAGAAACACAUAAACGAAUGUGAUAUUUCCUUAAUAAAAAAUUUGGAAGAGUUUAUUUAUUUGUAUAAAAAAUAUUACUUAGGUAUAAGCAAUUUAAUUGUUAUUGGUGGUUUCACUCAUAUAAACAACAUUGUUGAUGUCCCAUCAAGUGUCUUUAAUUUAUUUAGUGAUCAAUUACCUACUAAUAAGCAGAAAAAUAAUAAAAAAACGUUAGAAGCUGUAGUGUCGUUGGCAUUUGUUCAGCCACUGACGAGAUUAAGCUCAUAUAAAUGCAUAUCACAGUCAUUAUUGCGUCAUUUACCUAAAAGAAAAAAAGCCGAUAAUAAAACCACCGUAGAGGAGAAAAUAAGUAAAGUCGUUUCAACGUUAGAUAUUUUGAUAGAAGAACAAGAGAAAAAGAGAAAAGAAGCAGAAACUACAAAAUUAUUUUGGGAAACUAUAGGAAAGAAUUUAGAUCAGUAUAGAACUCCGGAGAGACGCUUGAUUAGAGAAUCCAAGUCUCGACCUUUGAAUUUGGUAAAUCCUGGGAGAUUUAGUAGUCACUGGUUCAUUUUAUUCAAUGAUUUAUUCGUCCAUGUAAGCGGAAGUACGACAAAUGUCCAUCCAUUAGAAACGCUAUGGGUUGAAGCCGUCCCUAAUACUGACUCGAUACAAAAUGCACUACAACUCACGACUCCAGAAGAAGUAAUAAAUGUAUCGACUACUUCUGAGGAAGAGAAAACUGAAUGGUUACAUGCUUUGAAUUCUUCAAUUCGAACGGUUCUAAAUAAAGAAUCGUUAUUCAAACCUCCUGCCAUCCGGACUGCUAGUUAUACGUUUUCUAAUAAAUCAGGUUUUUACAAAGACGCUAAGUAUAUGGGGCGAUGGUUAGAUGGAAAGAUUCAUGGUAGCGGUAAAGUAGAAUGGCCGGAUGGAAAAUUUUACGUAGGACAGUUUCAACUGAACUCUUUAUGUGGACACGGAAAAAUGGAAAUUCCGGGAGUAGGGUUAUAUGAAGGUCAAUGGAAAGACAAUUUACAGAACGGUUACGGCGUUUUAAAAUACACGUCUGGAGAUAUUUACGAGGGCUAUUUUAAAGAUGGCCAUCCUCAUGGUCACGGUAUUAAAAAACAAGGAGAUUUCACUUCAUCGACAGCUACAAUAUACACUGGGGAAUGGGUGGUUGGUGUCAAACAUGGGUACGGCGUCAUGGAUGAUAUUGGUAAAGGAGAGAAAUAUCUCGGUAAUUGGAGUGACAACAAAAAACACGGCUGCGGCCUUAUAGUAACGCUGGAUGGUAUUUAUUAUGAAGGAUUGUUUACCCAAGACGUAUUGACCGGUCAUGGUGUUAUGGUAUUUGAAGAUGGAACUCAUUAUGAAGGAGAGUUUAGGUCAGCGGGUGUAUUUUCGGGAAAGGGAGUUUUGACUUUUUCUAGCGGUGACAAAAUUGAAGGUUCUCUCAGCGGUGCUUGGACGGAAGGUGUCAAAAUUUCUAACGGAGUUAUGCAUCUAAAUGUAUCUAAUCCUGUACUUCCAGAUAAUUCAAAACCAAACUCCUUCGGUAAAUUAAGCGUAGUACCAAAUCAGAAAUGGAACGCGAUAUUUCGUCAAUGCUUUCAAUGCAUGGGUGUAUCUGAAACCGCCCUUACUCCAACUGGCAACCAUUUUUCGAAUGGCACAUCAGCUCUACCAGACAAUGUGAAAAUAUGGCAAAAUGUCGCAGUUGCCAUAUCUUGUUCUCACAAAGAUAAACACACCAAACUAUCUGCUAAAAAGUCUAAAGGAGCUGAUUUAGAGAAGUCUGUCGACUGUUUGGAAGUCAUACCGCAGUUUGGCCAAAAAACUCUGACUUUAAACGAUUUCAUGGAACUAAAACAGUAUUUGUAUAAUGCUUGUGAGUCUGCUCAUCAUCCAUUAGGACAAUUAGUUCUUAGUCUAACAAACGCGUUUAACACAACCUAUGGUGGUGUUAGAGUUCAUCCAUUAUUACUGAGUCACGCUGUCAAAGAACUUAAGAGUAUUACCUCAAGACUAUAUCAAGUUGUUCGACUUUUGUUUCCGGCCUUACCACUGGAAGGCACGGAUGUGGUGUUGCCAUAUAAAACUAAAGAAGAUUCGGAGGAUAUUGAACAACAAACUAAUAGCAAUCCAAUAGACGGUGAAGUAGUAUCCGCAGCCUCAUUAUUACAACCCACGCUACUACCGAGAGUACAUCCCGCGCUCUUUGUAUUAUACGCGUUGCAUAAUAAGCGUGAAGACGACUUGUACUGGAGAAGAUUGAUGAAAUGGAACAAGCAACCGGAUAUCACGCUUAUGGCUUUCCUUGGAAUCGAUCAAAAAUUUUGGUCGACCAAUCCUCAAACAUCACCAAGUUUUUCGCCAAUGAAAGAGCAAUUAUUUAACGAGGCAGUUGAAACACUCCAGCAAUUGAAAACAACAUUUUCACCGAUAGAAAAGCUUCUCGUUAUACGAAGUACUUUUCAAAAAAUGACAACAGCCGUGCAACAAGAAUUAGGUCAGCAUUAUCUCUGGAGUAUGGACGAGCUAUUUCCGGUAUUUCAUUUCGUGGUUGUUCGGGCUCGUAUUUUGCAGCUCGGUUCUGAAAUACACUUUGUUGAAGACUUUCUGGAGCCCGGUAUGCAACACGGAGAAUUGGGACUUAUGUUUACUACUUUGAAGGCGUGCUACUUUCAAAUUCUACAAGAGAAGAUGUCUAUCAACUCGUAGUAUAAUUUUAAUAAUUGAAAUAAUGAUCUCGCAAUAAAUGUAAAGUUAGCUUAAAGCAUGCAAUUUCGCUACUGUUUUCGUGUGUUCGCUGUUAAAAAUGAUAAAGAAAAAGCAUUUCAAGUUUGCGUAUUAGAAUAAUAGUAAGGUAAAUUACAGUACCAAUAAUGUGGCUCUAAGAUCGGUCAGUAUAAUCUAACUAUAUCUUUUGAUACGAAUUGAACAGUCUUACAAAAUGAACUUUUUAUAGCAUAAUGUUUAAUAGAUUGGUACAGACAAAGCCUAAAAACGCCAUUUUUAAUGUAUUGUCUAUCUGGUGAAAUAGGUCCCUAAACCUUUUGAUAGUUUCUGAUUGCCUAUCAGUAACUUAUGUCCAAGAUAAAUUUAGAAAAAUAAAAAAACUAAUUUUUACUUGUAUAUAUUCGAACAAAGUUAAAAGACAUAAUAACAUAACCCACCUUUAUGAACUAGUUUUCAAUAUUAAAUGCCGAAUAUUUUUGUUGCUGCUAAUUGUUUUAAUUUUAAUUAAUUAUAUUUUGUGAAUAAUGCUUAGAAAUUAGAGUAUAAUUUUACGAAAUAAUAUUUUUAGUGUAUAAUUGCUUUACAUUAUAUUACCUAUUUAAAUGUGUGAUAAAAAGAUAUAAAUUUUAAUUUUAUCAUAAAAAAUUGGAAUAGGUAUUUUAAAAUAUAAUGUUGACUGUUUUGUCACAUAUUAUUUACUAUAUAAAUUCAUGAGGUAGAUAACAAAUUAAUGUUAUGUAAAUUGCAUGUGUAAAACUUGUGCCAAAGAAAUUUCCAUACAGAUAGCCUCGAAUUUGUAUAAUGUUAUAUACCUAAGUUUAUUGCGUAUUUUUUAGAAUAUUAAACAAUAAAAAUACAUUAAUUUAAA